UAACAAAAGUUUCCUUCAAUGCUCCUAUGCCCUCCAACAAGGUGAUUUGUUCUGAUCUUUACGAUUGUGAUUGGUAUUGGGGAGAUUUGGACUGGAAAUGGGCAGAACGGCUGCUCCUUUUGUGCCCAAUCGGAUAUUUUUUAAUUCGAGACAGUCGAAGUGAAACUCAUCUUUUCACUGUUUCUUAUCAUUUUCAAGAUAGAGUCUAUCAUUCGCGCUUGUCACUUGAAGAUUCACGACGGAAUUUGGGUAGUCGGCAGCCAUACGUCUCACGUGACUAUUGGAAUCUUGUGGAAAUUAUUGAGAGAAGUUUAGAGCAAUCCCUAACAGGACAACAAGAAAUGCUCCACUAUCGACGUGGACAUGAAGCCGAAGCAGCGCGUGUCAAUUUAACACGUCCACUCACAAAACGAGAGCUUCUACCAUCACUACAGUACCUCUGUCGAUUUACCCUGAAAACGAGUCAACAAAAACCACCGACACCCAAAACAGCUCCUCUGCCACCAACGAUUUUAAAGUAUUUGAGUGAUUCGAAAUGGAUUAUUCCUGAUUUGAAGAAAUGUGAAGAGCAAUUGAAAUUAAGAUUUUGUGUAAUUAAUAAUUAAUUGUUUUAGUUUUGAAUUAUAUCGAAUUACGGGGUUUUUUUUGAAUGCUUAAUAAAUAACUUUUUUCUCUC
Messenger RNA from Caenorhabditis elegans, 676 nucleotides. RefSeq names its product SH2 domain-containing protein (gene F39B2.5). The transcript is spliced from 4 exons. Gene Ontology annotation, biological process: intracellular signal transduction. The coding region runs from base 27 to 605 and encodes 192 amino acids. The record is from RefSeq and is marked reviewed. Lineage: Eukaryota; Metazoa; Nematoda; Chromadorea; Rhabditida; Rhabditidae.